AUGCGUGUAUCCUUCUCUCCCUACAUAACAAUCAUUAACCAUCCACUAUAUCCUGCUCACUCAACACCCAUGGACAUACCACUUGACAAACUACAAAGCGACGUCAUCAGCAACGAACUCAUCAUGAGCUUCCUAAUCCACGAGGAAAUGAAGACUGACUACCAGAAGGAGACAAGGGAACUCAAUAAGGCACUCAGGCAUUGCUUUUAUGUUAGAAACAGAAACGUUCCCCUAACUCCAGAGGCGAUGGACUCACUAGAGUUCUCUAUCCAGGAGCACAUGGCGAAGUUCAAGGUUGAGUUUGAGGCCAACGAUGAGAAAAUCCACAUCACGAUUGGACGAAGAUCUCUUGGGUCUCAUUCGUCUUCAUCAGGAACUUCGAGAUGCUUUACACAUAACAAAGAUUUCAACCUUCUUCCGCCUUGA
Fusarium tjaetaba is the source of this 426-nucleotide messenger RNA. RefSeq lists its product as uncharacterized. The coding region runs from base 1 to 426 and encodes 141 amino acids. NCBI's taxonomy places the organism in Eukaryota, Fungi, Ascomycota, Sordariomycetes, Hypocreales, Nectriaceae. The record is from RefSeq and is a predicted model, not a curated record. The transcript has a single exon.